AUGUUUGAUCGAUCGCCGAGUUUCAUCACCAACUCGCCUCUUCCUCGCGUCCCAAGUCCCGGAUUCUCGGUGAGCGGUAAGGACAAGCGGAUUAGUGUGAUUUCAAGCGUUGGAACCGAAACGACGGCAAGUAGGUCAGUGCGGGAGCUCAGUGACACUGCGAGCCCGAGCUUGAGCUCGAGCACCCGGGGCUCUUCCAGACAUCCUUUCUACCCACCGGACGAGUACCAUCUGGCCAGCCUGAACGACUUCGCGAUCCCGCAUCCCAGCCAUACCGGGCCUCGUGUCAACCAACACUCCUUCCUCCACAACUCCGCCCCUCUUGGACCAAACCUCGCGACGCUGGGUGCCGAUCACGUCGCAGACCUUUCACCCACUCUUGCUCCCGCUUCGACCAUACACUCACCGCUCGCUCCUCCUUUAGUUUUAGGCACGCCGCACAGCCUCGACGACGACGCGACCCCUCCCACAACUGCAGGCGGCGCCAGAUCCAGACCACCGGACGGUCGAGUCUUCACUCCAUCGCCCAACCUUUCCCCCUCCAGCCGCGGUCCCACGCCUCAGGGGUCCAUCUUGUCGACACCGUUUGAGGAGCGGGAGGACUGUCCGCCCUUCGGAGGACUCCCGCGCAUCCCCAUCCAUCCACUUGACGCAUCAUCCUUUGGUGGCUCGGGUGCAGCAGGGACCACUGGCAUCGCUUCUUUGACUGUCCCAGGCGACGACAACGAGCACCGCAACAACUUUGAGGACGGCGCCAGCAACAUGCACGACAGCCUCCGUGUUCACAAGCAUCGGGGCCAACAUUCCCCAGGCCCUUCCCCUGAACCAUCGCCCAAGGGGUCUCACUCCCCUCUCCAGUCUGACGCGCGCUCCAUCAAGAGUAACAAGCGACGACCACACCCUCCAAUGUACGACGGUGGAUACCUCGGGAGUCCAAGCGACGCGUAUAACUCUCUAACGCACCAUCCUCAUCAUACCGCACCACCCAGUCCCCAACCGAGGCAGUACCACAUGCUGCCGCCUAGUGGGCAUCCUCUGUCCCGCACAGCACCGAGACCACCAGCGAUCGACACGGACUUGCACGGAUACGAUCCUAACGCCGGGCCCAGCUUCCGCCACCCAUAUUUCUCCCAACAUCACGAUCAGGGACACUUCCAGCCUGUCCGUCAAAGGAGCAACCGCGUCUCGCAGAUGACCACGUCGUCCGUAUCCAGCGACGCGUCGUCGGCCAUGUCUCCGUCUGGGGUGCGUCCCGGCCAGCCUUGGGGUCUCCCCUCGGGCUUCGAGAAACGCCCGACGGUUCCCACGGUCUUUGAGGAUGAACCAUUGGACGACAUCGAGUACGAUGGUGCGACUGGCGCCCACGAGUUUGGGCAGCGUACCGGCGACUGGCAGAGCGACCGCGACAGCUUUCCCAGAGCCUCGGGCGGCGGACUACAGCUCUCACAUUCUGCGCCCUCGUCCAGCCGGACAUACGGCGGCCCGCCGUCCGCUUAUGGCGGUCCUUCUUCGAGGCAACAUCGGGCUUCCACCGUAUCAAACGCGACGACCUCCUCGAACAAGAGCAAAGGGUCAAACCAUCCUUUCGCGAUGAACCGUGCACCAUCGCCUCUCCUUGCUCCCCCCGAACAGCUUGCCCCUCCUGGUCAAGCCGUGAAUGUCUCGCGCUCCCUCCCAUCCCUCUACGACAGUUUCAAGACACACGCGACCCCUAUGCCAGCUCACCAGGUCGCUCUUGUGAGCGCUGAGGACGAACAGGACGACGCCAUCUGCCCUCUCUGCACCGAGAGCUUGAGCUUCUCCUAUCGUUUACCAGGGGAGAAGCCCCACAUCGUUCCGGAAUGUGGGCACGCGUUACACAACGAUUGCUUCAUCGAGUGCUACGGCCGGGUUCCGCCAGAGGGGUCACGCCCCACGUUGGGCGUGUGCGGGAUGUGUCGCCAACCGAUGGUGGUGUCGAGCCGAGGCCAGGAGCAUGGGUCUGGAAAGAACAAGCUGGCUGCGCUUAUGGGUGGUGACGACGGACCAUCGAUGGGGGUCAGUCCACAAGACGAACAGGGGGACGAUGCCCUGGAGCCAAACGGUCACGAUGAGCGGCCUCCUAACGAUAGGAACGUCCUUGUUCCCAGCAUCUCGAUCAAGUCCGAGUUCCCGUCGGUUAGGCGGAACGCGAGGGACAAGCAAAUGCUCACAGCGAUGCUCACAAUUGAGGUGCCACACGGAUUGAGUCGGUCGCUGUACGGCCCUCGGUCUCGUCGUGAGGCCUCCCAUGGAGACGAGCCGUUACCCCCAUCUCCUAUGUCGGCCACAUCCUUCCGCGAGUCGAUGAUGGUCAUGGCCAACGGCGGCGGCCAGAGUCACUUUGCCAACAUCGAACUUGAACUACGAGACCGUGUAGAGGACUACGCAACGUCUGGCAUCGGGUCCCUGGGCCAUCUCAAGCUGUACGACAUCCUCAAGGUCCGCAAGCGAGACGUGAGCGGCGACCUGCAGCUGUACCUGUUCGAUUAUGGCCUAGUGUGCAUCAGCGAGGAGCGUCGCUCGUCGACUCUGCGAAACCUGUUUGGCACUCACCGCCAUCAGGCCGACAGGAAGAAGGUACCCAAGACGUACCUCAAAAUCCGCGGGCGGGUGCACCUGCAUCACAUCCUUGCUGUGCAAGACACGUCUUCCAACAGCGAGCACGUUCUCACGUUGGACGUCGAGACGGAGGACGACGGCCACCACCUCUUCCACAUCUACUUCCGAGACAGCGGGUCUCUAGAGAUGUGGCACAAGACCCUGGUGCGCCUGCAUCAAGAAGCCAUGGUCCACACACAGUCCAAAGCCUCCAAGCUCACUGGAUUGCACGCCGGCAACCGACCAACUCGCGCGCCUCCCCUUACUCCCACCAUGGCACCGUCUUUCACCGACUUUGUCGACUCGUGCUUGACGACCUGUGGGCCACAGUGCCCUGGUGGUCUGGCGUUCCAGAUUCCUCUCGCUCCUAUCCACACGCCGAUAGACCUUGUGAUUGCGGUCUCGACAGUUCCCGUUCCCAGGGGCACGCGCAUCGGGCGCAAGCAGCUCACGCUGCGCAACGCGCUGCAGUGCGCGCUUGCGUGCAUGGGCCCACGAGACCGCAUCUCUCUGGUCUGCACCGAGCUCGGCGCUAACGGCGUUAUGAGGCGCACCCCACUGCUAAACCCUACGCACCACGAUUCACGCCUGCGCCUGGAGACAUUCAUCGACAUGCUCUGCCUCGGAGAGAUGGAAAACGACGAGUUUGCGGUCAAACCUAGAGGCGAGGAACGGGCUGAUGUUGCAACGGCAGUCAACCUCGCCCUCGACGUGAUCCUCAGUCGCAAAGCUAAGAACCCCCUCACGGGCGUGUUGGUCGUCAGCGACCUGCCCGAACCAACAAGCAAGUCGCACAUGAGCAUGGUCAACGCCCGCCUUGAGGCCGCCAAGAUCCAGAUGCAUACUUUCGGUUACGGCAAGGCUCACGAGCCAUCGCCACUAUGGGCAAUGACGAACCAGACGAGCGGGACCUACACCUUCGUGCGCGAAUGGCACGACCUGCGCGACGCCAUUGUGGGCUGCGUCGGUGGCCUCAUGUCGGUCGCCCUGACCAACAUGAAGCUGCGCCUGACCUGCACAGAGAAGGACUUCCGAGUGCAAAAGGUACAGGGCGCGCCCUCGGCUAUCGUGCACUCGAAUGGCAAGACGGUCGAUGUCGACUUGCACGUGCUGCGGCACUCGGAGCGGCGCGAGAUCCUGAUCGAAUUCGAGGUGAUCGACCCGAACGACCCGCCGUCGCCCGAGUCCGAGUGGCGAUCGAGCGAGCACCCGAUAUCGCCCAUCGACGACGACGUGCGCUCGCACCACUCACUGGCCCGCAAGGAGAGCAUGAUGACGAGCGGGGCCAGUGUGCGCUCGCGCCCGAGCAUGCGCGGCCAGAUCGUGGGCGGCCUCGGCAUGAACUUGAUGCACGACGAGAACGGGAUUGUCGACGAGGUGCCAGUCCUUGAGGUCGACUGCUCGUUCCAUGACCCGGCUGUCGGACGCUCCGCGGCGCGACUGACCAACCCCGUUCUCCUCACCAUGGCGGUUCUGCCGGCAGGCACGCAGACCUCGGCGACGGGAGAUCCCACGAUUGUGCGCCGGCGCAUGGAACUGGUGGCGAGCGACAUGAUUACGCGCUCGGUCCUCGCAGCGUCGCGCAAGAACUGGCCGCUGGCGCUCAACAUGCUUCGCGGGACAAAACGUACUGGCGAGGGACUGUGCGACAUGCUUCGCCAGCAGCUGGCCAUGCUCCAGUCGGCGCGCAGCCCGACAGGUGCACGUACAAGGCGCGAGAUGAUCGUGCUCCAUGCGGUUGAGGGCCUCGCCGCAACUGCGCAGGACGUAGACGCCUUUAUCGACGGUAUCGAGGAGAGCCGCGAGAUGUUCGAGGCAGACCAUCGCAACUAUGCCGCACAGCAGGCCGUCGUCCUCAAGACACAGAGAAGCUGGACGAUGCGCACGCCCACAGAACUUCAUUACGCCACGCCGUGCGUGCAGCAGCUCAUCCAGGCAGGACGCGAGUGGAAGGCGCGCCAGGGAACGAGCUAA
Messenger RNA from Cutaneotrichosporon cavernicola, 4593 nucleotides. RefSeq lists its product as uncharacterized. The transcript has 5 exons. The record is from RefSeq and is a predicted model, not a curated record. The coding region runs from base 1 to 4593 and encodes 1530 amino acids. NCBI's taxonomy places the organism in Eukaryota, Fungi, Basidiomycota, Tremellomycetes, Trichosporonales, Trichosporonaceae.